Messenger RNA from Drosophila busckii, 1240 nucleotides. RefSeq lists its product as uncharacterized. Bases 66 to 1157 code for a protein of 363 amino acids. The record is from RefSeq and is a predicted model, not a curated record. The transcript has 2 exons. Lineage: Eukaryota; Metazoa; Arthropoda; Insecta; Diptera; Drosophilidae.
GACGCAGAUAUCAAUAGAGUCCAACGCAUCGAGAAUAAUUUCAUAAUUUUUUAAAGCAGUGAAAAAUGCGAAGUCGCACUGAGCUGGUGACCACGACAUUUGAUUUGGAUAGCGACGAGGAGGACUACAGCGAUGAUGACUCCGAGGAGGAUUGGAGACCCAGCACCAAGCGAACCUUAAAGCCACAAGCCUCACGUGCCAAUGCACAUGCUGCUGACGUCGGCGGGGGCGGACGCAAGCGCAAAGCAUCAACGACAUCAGGCAAGACCAAAGCAAGACGUGUUGCCCCCAGCAAGACAGACGCAGGCGAUUUCGAGUCGGACGAUGAUUUUAUAUUAGUAGACGACGACUCUGAAUCCGAGGAAAGCGACGAUGAGUUUGAUGCUGAACCUGUGGCUAGCACCAGCUCCAAACGCGGCACACAAUCUCUGCCGCCCAAGAAGCAAUUUGCUAAGCUUACGCAACUAGACUUGUUGCUUAAGAAGCAAGAGCUCUUGAGUAAGGAUUGGCUGCAGAACAGUCGCCUCUGUUUGUGGCGCAGGGAUGAAGAGACGAAUCUAUUACAAAAGUAUUUGCGCGUCAAAACGCUGCAAAACGCAGAUAGACCCCACGAACAUCAUUUACUAUUCACUUCCAGUUCAGUGUACUCCAGUUGGGAUGAGCAGGACUUGUCCGCCUUUAUUGAGGUCAAGGUCAACUGCUUGGAUUCAAAUAACAGACGCAUUGAACUUGUUGACCUAGAGGCUUUAAAUAAACUAUCACUGGAGCUGCAACAGGCUGACGAAUCACAUCAAAACACGGAGCAAACCGACGAGAAUGAUAAUAAUGAGGACACUACAGACCAAGAGCCAGGCCAGGAGCAAGCUCAAGUGCUAGCUCAGGAGUCAGCUCAAGAGCCAGGUCAGGAGCAAGCUCAAGAGCCAGGUCAGGAGCAAGCUCAAGAGCCACCUCAGGAGGUAGCUCUAGAGCCAGCACGGGAGGCUGCUCCAGAUUCAGUUCAGAAGCAAGCUCAAGAGCCAGGUCAGGAGCAAGCUCAAAAGCCAGCUCAAGAGCCAGGUCAGGAGCAAGCUCAAGAGACACCUCAAGAUUCAGCUGUAAAGUCAGCUCAGGAGUCAACACAAGAGAUAGUCCAAGCACCAGCUCAAGAAAAUUCCUAAUUUAAAGCUUAUCCUAAUCAAAUAGUCUAGUAUGUAAUUGCGGCAAGCCAAAUUUUAGAUUUAGAAAUCCUAUAAAAAGAAUA